Molecule: messenger RNA, 2299 nt
Organism: Penicillium subrubescens
Lineage: Eukaryota; Fungi; Ascomycota; Eurotiomycetes; Eurotiales; Aspergillaceae
Exons: 3
Coding region: 563-2299 (578 amino acids)
Biological process (GO): negative regulation of transcription by RNA polymerase II; mitochondria-nucleus signaling pathway; regulation of nitrogen utilization
Cellular component (GO): cytoplasm
Source: RefSeq, a predicted model, not a curated record
CGUCAUUCUUAUUAUCGUUCCGACUGCCUCUUCCCCAUCUCCUUCUCUCUCCUUCCCUCCACUCUCUCCUCACCAACCUCACUCACCACACCCUGCCACCAUCUGUUCAGCUACCGGGAACGCGUCAAUCCCUCUUUCAACGCGUAUCGCAGCCCGGAAAUCUCUCGCCUACCCAACACUACCAUCUCCGCAUCUCUCACCUCGGUGGCGCCCUGACGGAAUCUUGACGAAUUCUCGGCUCGCCAGGAAAUCUCGAUUCACCACCCAACUCACCCGUUCUUCGCCUCCACUCGUGUUUUCGCUGGUUUCAGUGCCCCGAACUUUAGAUUGCAACACCUGGUGCUCAGAAAUUUCGAUUGAACCAUUUCUCUGCAGCAUUGUGCAGGGUCCAGACUCGAAGUUUCCAACACCUCUUGCUUGACCGCAGAUCCUUCGUGAACCUUCGACUCCAGCUUCUACGCGCCGUACGACCACUCUCGGGGAAGACGGCGACCCCGGAAACACCACUUUCACGAUAUCUCACACUUGCAGCCACUCCAACCCUAGUUGUGGCGCCGUCAACAUGCCUCUAACAACCCCGGUUUUGUCCGUGGACGCGGACAAUAUUCACAAGGUGGAUACCGCAAACGCUCAGUCGCUUCAUGGAAUGUGGAUGGUUUUCUCAAAAUGUGCCGACUACAUGGACCAGGGCCGACGCCUGGAGAACCUAAGCUGGCGCCUCUGGACCCAUGAAACUUUCUGUGUCGAACACGAAAAAGCGAAGAACUCCUCCGCCAUGCCGAAGGUGCGCUCCGAGGCGGCUGACGUCCCGGAGCUCUCCGCCAGUAUUGAGUCGGCCGCGUCCGACCAAGCCGAGCGGAUCGAAGCCCACAUCAAGCGUCCUCAAUUCUCCGAUUACCGACCUGCCGUCGUCCGUGAAGAUUCCCUGGCGAGUCUGGGUCGUGGCAAGGAGAAGCACAUCACCUCGCUGGACUUGGAGCGCAUGGUUCUUAACAUCAAGGAGCGGAAGCAGUUGCAGCCACUGACCCCCGUGGUUCAGCCUGCUGCUCCAGUUGUCGACAUUACUCCUCGUCCCUCCACUCCCACUCCUGCUCCUCCCCCCGUCUCUACUGCUCGACAGGUUCCAACCUUCCCUCGUCCCACCCCGCAACCCUGUGAAUCGACCGAGUCUUGCUCCACCACUGCCCCCGAAGGCAACGAUAGCGACUCAGCCAAUGCCACGGCAUCUGAUACUAGCGUCUCCUCCUCUGGAGUUCUCCCCAGUCGCGCUGAGUUGAUCAAGUCGCCCAGCAUUGUCCGCGGCUUCUCGCCCUCGCACAUCUCCUCUUCGUUCCGAUCGCACACCAACCUGGCAGCCAACUCGAGUCCCUCUGCUGCAACAGUCCAGCAGCUCAAGCCUUCCCCUCUUAAGAAGAAGGGUGGCGUGUUCACACUGGGUGGAUCCUCUGGUGACGACGAUGAAAGCUCUUUCGAAGAUCGCAUGGGCCCCAAGGCUCCGCAGAACAACACAACUGCUGGUGGACUGAAGCCGGCAACGAGCAACCCUAGCCCCUCUAAGAAGGUGGCCUCCUUCAGCGACCACGUCGACACAAUCCGACCAUCGAAGAGCCCUCUUCGCUCCGACGAGGACGCCAUCGAAACUGACGACGAGGUCUCGGAGAGCGCCAUUGAGGAUGACGAGGAUUCGGACUGGGAGGACUCGGUAACGGAAAGUGGCAAUGCUAGCGUGGACGAGCGACCGGAGCUUUUCCAGCGAGUCGAUUCGCGCCCGAACUUGGUCUCUCGUCGGUCGCUUCUGACUAUGAUGAUGCACCAGCCAGCUCGCAUGCAAGGAAACGCUUUCCGGUCCAGUCCAGCACUCCAGCGAUCCCGUUUGACAUCCCCCAACGGUCCCUCUAUUCCAGCUUCUCCCCCAGAGAAUGAAGAGGAGAGUCUGACCAUGCGCGGUCCCGACGUUCCUCGAUCAAAACCAAUUUCCGCUGCCCAUUCACCUCGCACCACCCGUCGCAACAUGCUUGCGACCGAGCUGACCGAGUCCCUUCGCCGACAUCUUCUCUGGGAGCGCCAGCAGAAGAGCGCGACCGCCAACGCCUUCCUUAAGCGCCGUCACACCGCACACGAUGUGAAGAACCUCCAGGAAUACCCUGGACACAAGGGACCACACCGGGUAACGGGCGCGGUCGGCUCAUCCGCUGCUGGUGACAGCCACGCUCGCGAUAAAGACCUUGCAAAGAACGGCUCUUGGACUAACUACACCACUGACUAUGGACCAUGGGAGUACCACGUCAAGGGCUGGUAA